This is a messenger RNA of Staurois parvus, 337 nucleotides long. The record is from the annotation of a GenBank genome assembly. Lineage: Eukaryota; Metazoa; Chordata; Amphibia; Anura; Ranidae.
CACGGAAAAAUGAAGAUGUUUAAUGUCUGCACAUGUCCUGCAAGUCUCUGGGAGAUCGGCAAUUUAAACAUGAACUCCAAAAAAAGGAGAUAUAUGGAUUUAAAGCAAGGAGACGUUCAAUCAAUAUAUGCGUCUAGUUGUCAGUCUCAUGCAGGGGCGGACUGACCAUUUGGAAAUUCGGGCACUGCCCGAGGGCCCGGGGUCAGUAGGGGGCCCCAUGAGAUGCCCCUGGUACCUUUUUCAUAGGCUUUUUUGAGUUUGGGCAAGGACACAGGGGCCCCAUGAUCCCCUAUUGCCCGGGGGCCCCAUGAGUUGUCAGUCCGCCCCUGGUCUCAUG